GGAAGUUGAACCACAAAGCAAGCAGUGCCACUGUGCUAGCAAAAAACACAGAAAAAUACACCGAAGAAGAAGGGACUCCAACUUAAAACAUGUGCCAUAUUGGAGCUGGGGAAGGAGCAGCUUAACAGAGACGUAGCGGACAGUAUUGGACGCCAAGACGCUCCAGCGGAGGCAGCGGACCGACACUUUGCUACUUAGCCGGAGUGUGGACUCCCCAGCGCGGAUAGCCUGGCAGGCAGGAGUCGCUCGGGGCUGGCUCGGCUCCCCUCGUUUUUACUUCAGCUACUGACCUCAGUGUGGUCGAUUUACGAGACAAACACCCGCAGCACAGUGCUAUAUUAGGUGUUAAGCACAACACCUGGUGCUUGAAGGUGUUGUCGUGCCAUUUUUAACCAGUUUACAGAGACGAGGAAAAAGUUUACCAAGCUAAACUACCGCCGGAGCCGAUUUCCAUCUCCCGGCGCUCCCUCCCCCUCCUCCACCACCAUCAGCGUCACCUUCAGCCCACCGUCAGUCGCUCUGUGCUGGCUCUCCAGGCGAGGAGGGUCCCCCCAACACUCGGGGUAACUCAACAAGCAAACUAUGGAUUAUAUUGUGCGAUUUCAUCUUUGUUUUUGAAGCCGUUUGGACUCUCGGUGUCAUUUUUUCUGGUGCUGGUUGCUCUCGGAAACGCUGCAAGACUUCCCCAAAAUAGACUCGCAGCCGUUAGCUUAUUAACCAAAGCUGAAACCGAGCCAGUGUUGCUGUUAAAUCCGCCAGCUAGUGAGUCUGUUAGCUGCUGGCGACCACGGUGCUUGUUCACACGUACCUGCUGGAGUGAAACAACCCAAACUCAAUGUAUAAAUUGAUUAAUCAGUCUUAUUCGAUAGUUAGCCUGCUGGCUAGCUGGUUUCAUUUUUUGCUAGCUAGCGUGGUGGCUAACUAGCAGACAAACCCGAAAUAUCGAUAAUCCCAGCAGCAGCAGCAGCCGCAGCAGCAGCGGGCUAAAGCAAGUUAGCUUCGUGGAUUUGGUGUGUGAUUAGUUGAAUACACCCUUUAUCUUGUUUUAAACCUCUGGUGUUUAAUGACAUCUUUUCGGGGGACAUUUUUUUCGUGAUUGACUUAAGGGACAGGAAGCAAGGCAGCAGCAGCAGCAACGACGGCAACAUAAACAACCGCGGUGUGUAGACCUUCCUCAUCUUCAACCUGUGUGUUUAUUUGUGCCAAACUGCAUCAGAGAGAUUUGCAUUUUCUUGGUGCACCAGCUGAGAUCUUGAGGAGACACCUUGAUGAGACACAACCUGUCGCCUCUUGUAUUUAUCUGUAUCCCCCCCCUUUUUCGCUCCGAUUGAGACGAAGACACGUGUCCCUGUUAUAUUACUGCUUUCCUGAAGACACUGAAGGAGCCAGUCACAUUUCCACUGUGCAGCCACUCCACUAAAAUUAGACCCUUUUUUUGCUCAACAGCACAGUGUUUACAUUUUAAGGAAAAAGCCCUGCAACGCCGCACUGGAGACAAACCAGUCGUUUGGACACAUUUCCAUCAAGAGGGGACCAGGAGAGUCCCCAGAGACCUGUAGGAUUUGACAGCUGUCUCCAGACCCAGCAUCUGGUGCAUCUACCCAUCUCUGUGAGACAUAUCACGUUACUAUAAAGCGAGGAAGGAAGUACAAGAUCUUUUCUUUGCAUCAUUUUCCCCCUGAAGAAACCUGCAUUUUUUCCUGCACUAAAUGGGAUUACAAGGACGGCGCUGACUGUGUAUCUCUCGAUCAGCCUGUCACCCAAUGUCUCCCCUCCUGAAUUCCCUUUUUUCUGUCACAAUGAUGGUAGUUUGAGGCGAAGUCAGCAGAACACAGCCGACAGGAGACAACGACACCAUUCCCGUCGAUGGUCAGCCCUGCCGUCCGCUCAGCUGGCCCUGUCACGCACCUUGGCGCUUGAUGUUGCUCAUAUCUGGUGGAGGACAUUGUUUUUUUAAUCCCCUCAAAUAAAACAAACCCAUCCCCAGCCCGGUUAUUUUAUUGAUUUGCUCGUCCCAGGGUCGAAAGAUGGCGGACCUCGAAGCAGUGCUCGCCGAUGUCAGUUAUUUGAUGGCGAUGGAGAAGAGCAAAUCUACUCCAGCGGCCCGGGCGAGUAAGAAAAUCAUCCUGCCUGAGCCCAGCAUUCGCAGUGUGAUGCAGAAGUACCUCGAGGAGAGAGACGAACUGACAUUUGACAAAAUUUUCAACCAGAAAAUUGGCUUCCUACUGUUCAAAGACUUCUGUAUGAAUGAGAUCGACGAGGCCGUGCCACAGCUCAAGUUCUACGAAGAAAUUAAGGACUACGAGAAGCUGGACUCGGAGGAGGAGAGGCUGAGCCGCAGCCGGCAGAUUUACGACGGCUACAUCAUGAAGGAGCUGCUGUCAUGUUCACAUCCGUUUUCAAAGAAAGCAGUGGACCAUGUGCAGAGUCACUUAGCAAAGAAACAGGUUCCCCCGACUCUCUUCCAGCCAUACAUAGUGGAGAUCUGUGACAGCUUGAGAGGGAAGAUCUUCCAGAAGUUCAUCGAGAGUGACAAAUUUACUCGCUUUUGCCAGUGGAAGAACGUGGAGCUCAACAUCCACCUGACCAUGAACGACUUCAGCGUGCAUCGGAUCAUCGGCCGGGGCGGCUUCGGCGAGGUGUAUGGCUGCAGGAAGGCCGACACGGGGAAGAUGUACGCCAUGAAAUGUUUGGACAAGAAGAGGAUCAAGAUGAAGCAGGGGGAGACUCUCGCGCUCAAUGAGAGAAUCAUGCUGUCGUUAGUCAGCACAGGGGACUGCCCGUUCAUCGUGUGCAUGACGUACGCCUUCCACACCCCCGACAAGCUGUGCUUCAUCCUGGACCUCAUGAACGGGGGUGACCUGCACUACCACCUGUCUCAGCACGGUGUGUUCAGUGAGAAAGAGAUGCGUUUCUACGCAGCCGAAAUCAUCCUGGGUCUGGAGCACAUGCACAACCGCUUCGUUGUCUACAGAGACCUCAAGCCAGCUAAUAUCCUGUUGGAUGAGCACGGUCAUGUUCGUAUCUCCGACCUCGGCCUGGCCUGCGACUUCUCCAAGAAGAAGCCCCACGCCAGUGUGGGCACUCAUGGCUACAUGGCUCCGGAGGUUCUUCAGAAGGGGACGGCGUACGACAGCAGCGCCGACUGGUUCUCUUUAGGCUGCAUGCUCUUCAAACUCCUCCGAGGGCACAGUCCCUUCAGACAGCACAAGACCAAAGACAAACAUGAGAUUGACCGCAUGACGCUCACCAUGAAUGUGGAGCUGCCAGACUCUUUCACUGCGGAGCUCAAAGACCUGCUGGAGGGGCUGCUGCAGAGAGACGUAUCUAAGAGGCUCGGCUGUCAGGGCCGAGGAGCCCCAGAGGUGAAGGAACAUCAGUUUUUCAAAGGCAUUGACUGGCAGCAGGUGUACCUCCAGAAGUACUCUCCUCCUUUAAUUCCUCCCCGGGGAGAGGUGAACGCCGCAGAUGCUUUCGACAUAGGCUCCUUUGAUGAGGAGGACACCAAGGGCAUCAAGCUGCUGGACAGUGACCAGGAGCUGUACAAGAACUUCCCUCUGGUCAUAUCGGAGCGCUGGCAGCAGGAGGUGGCAGAGACGGUCUACGAGGCGGUGAACUCGGACACGGACAAGAACGAGGCUCGCAAGAGGGCCAAGAACAAGCAGCUCGGCCACGAGGAGGACUACGCCUUCGGAAAGGACUGCAUAAUGCACGGCUACAUGUUGAAGCUGGGGAACCCGUUCCUGACCCAGUGGCAGCGCCGAUACUUCUACCUGUUCCCCAACCGUGUGGAAUGGAGGGGAGAGGGCGAGUCACGGCAAAACCUGCUGACGAUGGAGCAGAUCGUGACGGUGGAAGAAACGCAGAUUAAAGACAAGAAAUGUAUCCUGCUGCGCAUCAAAGGAGGGAAGCAGUUUGUGCUGCAGUGUGAGAGUGAUCCGGAAUUCGUGCAGUGGAAGAAAGAGCUGACCGAAGCGUUCACAGAAGCCCAGAAGCUGCUGCGCCGCGCCCCCAAAGUCAUCGGGAAAGGCCGGGCCGGAGUGGUGGAGCUCUCCAAACCUCCCCUCACACACCGCAAUAGCAAUGGCCUGUGAAUACACAACACACACGCACACAUAUAUAAAUAUAUAUAUAUAUCUCACACACACAUACACACACACCUGUACACACACACACACACACACUGCAUCCCACCUCCUCUCCCUCCCCAUCAGCUGCCCCGACACCUCCCCACAACGCCUUGCAGUGUGUACGGACCAUGCACAGCAGCGUCUUACCGACACACACACACACAUACACACACACACAUUCGACCAAUCAUAAGCGCGAUUUUUCGUCUGCCAUGGGACCUUGCCAGUUCACCAAGAGGAAGAGAGAAACAUUCGGGAGGGCUCAGCAUGUGAAGAACCUCUGCAUGAAUGUGACGAGGACUGACGCCCGGUCCUCUGUUGUCCCCGUCUUUCUCUUUUUCUCCUCCCCUCCCUCUCUACACCUGUACCCCGCCGCCGCCGCCGCCGCCACCACUGGAUGGGGCUUUCUCAACCAGGACCCACAGCAGCCUGGCGGGCUACAGGUCCAAUCUCUCGGAGGCGGCGCAGAUGAGGCCCUGAGGCUUUGGCGGGAGGACAAAUAAAUAAAGGCUGCUCGACCUGUUCUCCUCUAAUCAUCCCUCCCUCUGUUACUGAAGUGCGUAAAGUGCCAACAUCAAUAUUUACUUGAGUCACCUGAGCAACCUGGAGGAGCUGCUUGGUGGCAGAUAUCGCCCCCAGAUACACACAGGAGGUGGUGGUGGUGGUGGCGGCGGCGGCAGUGGUGGUGGUUGAUCAUUCCAAUGCAGACAACAGGAAGUACAAGGACCACAGACUCUUUCAAGAUUGGCUCCUGUACAGCCAGUUGCCAUAGAGACUGGGAUUCCAUUGGCUGACAAACAGCAGCCUGGUUGCUAUGGGAACCAUGAAGACUGGUAUACCUGGGGAACCGGUAACCACGGACAACGGUGUAACUAUUGUGUAUGAAGGCUACACUUGCAGAGGAAGAGGCGACGGAGGAGGGAGGAGGGAGUGACUCUGAGUGUACAUACGAAACCCUUUCUCUCCCUCUCUGUGCAUCUCCAGUGUUUUAGUCCAACGUGUUUGCAUUAUCGGGGACUUCUCUGUCUGCCUGUUUGUGAAUCUGUCCUGGCUUUAGGGGAAGAAGAGGAAGAGGAAGAGUGUUUUCCUGCUGGGUGGGGUGGUGGGUGGCGGGAGGGUGGGGACAGCUUUCAAUCACUCGCUGCGUUUACCUCAGUUGGACUGUGUCAGUUUGAGGCGUGAAACCUCUCCAAGGGCCGAGUGUCGCGCUCCGUGUUUGUUCGUCUGUGCGUUGUCGUGUCGCGGCUUCUUUUUUGGAAAUUCAUCGUCGCACGCAAUUGUUGGGUUUACAGCUUUCGGCUUUUUGUGGAUGGUGAAUGAAGAAGACGAGCUGAAGCUAAUUAAAGGAAAAAUCCACCCUUAAAUACACCAAACUUUUAUAGAGGCAUUUUAUAUUAAGAUAAUCUUUCUGAUGUUUGAGGCAUUUCAGGUGUUUGUUUUUUGUUUUGUUUUUUUUAUGAAGGGUUGUUUUAGUUUUUGCACUCAUUACCGCACCCUGCCUCAUGUGCAUGUCGUUCUGAGUUGUAGGGAUGGGAAGUGAUAAGAGUUUAUUGAUACUAGGGCUCCGACAGACAGUUACUUUCAUUGUCGAAUAAUAAGUCGAUUAUUUUCACAACUUCAGCCAGCAUUCCUGCUUCCUUACGCUAUCUGUGUGUUACUGUUUCCAAAUCCCCUUCAGAAACCACAACAACAACCUCCAAGCUCACAACUUAGACUUUGAAAAUGUCACGUUGUUAUGCGUUAAGGCAUGCCUGCUUUUUUCUUACUGUGAGUUGAUUUAGAAGAACUUGUGGACGCACCUCGGAACACCCCAGACUCGUCUCGCCGGACUCUCAUGCCUCCGACAUUGAUCCAUUUCUUGACUCGGCCAGUCAAGGUUAAUUUGCCACGUCUUUUAACUCUGGCAGCGACAUCGAUCCGUUUCACUUCACGCAAGCUUCUGUGAUGUCAUCGUAAUGAUGCUCUGCUAGAGUCACAUACAGUGACCGACAGGACUGUGAUUGGUUUAAAGAAACAAAAACAAGCAAGAGUGUUUUUCCCCUGCAGCAGAAAGACAAUCAGUGGUCCUAGACUUUUCUUUAGCGCUGACGCGAACCUGUGGCGAUAGGUCCGCCUCGACGAGACUAAUCGAUUGUUGUUUGGUCUAUAAAAUGUCUUAAAAUGGUGAAAAAUGUUGAUCAGUGUUUCCCAAAGCCCAAAACGACAUCUUGAAAUGUCCUGUUUUGUCCACAACCCAAAGACACUCAUAUAUUCACAUUCUAAAAACUGGAAUCAGACAAUUUUGACUUUUUUUCCCCUAAAAAUUUCACUCAAUCCAACUAAUCGAUUAUCAAAUUACUUUGGGAUGAGUUUAAUAGUUUCUUAUUGAUACCCAUGCCAGUAUCGAUUCUGUUUGUUGGUGCUAAUUCCUGAUCAGUUUUCUCGGUGGAACAAAAAAGGCCCACACAGGUUUUAUUAUCUGAGUCUGAACACAGUGUAGCAGCAGUCUGUCGUGAAGGUUUCCUUAGUCAGAAAAAAGCUGCUUAUCCUGUAGCUAUGGUGUGGAUGUUAUUAUUAACGGACGUGAUGCUUGGUUGCGAAGCAGCAUCGCUCGUGCGUAGAGACUCAAAUACGAGGCAUUCCUAUUUAAGCCCAGGUUGUACAGGAAGAUUUGUCAGUAUAUUGCUGGUGUUUCCACCCUGACUUGAAAUGAUCAUUUUACAGUUCUUACAAGCAGCACUGUUGUCAUCUUUAGUUAUUUUUUCAUCAUAUUGGCAGAAAUGGGCCACCGUAGUUUUCUAGCAGAAUAAAAAAAACAACACCAUCCGUCAGCAGCGUGUUUAUCUCACAUUAAAGUGUUUCAGGGUGGAGUUUUCCUCAAAGUCUACUCAUGAUUUAUUUUUUUGUUCCUAAAUGUGACACAGUUCAGAUGAGGUGAAACGUCUUCAAUCGGGGGGCUUUGUACGGUUUCGCCGGCAGCUUCGCCGUCACCGUGAACCCCGUUGAAGUUUGAAGGGCAGAAACCGCGCACAAUCGUAUGGUGUGGAUUAAAAAGAACACGCAGCGGAGGAGCAGGAGGAGCCAAUUUAUUGUUGGAUACAUUCAUUGAUUUCAGGGUUUUUAUUUUGACAUGCAGUACAGUGUCCUCGUCUGUGAUGUCCAUGCAUUUCCGGAGCUGUGAUGUGUGACCUUCAGUAGGAAAAGGGUUGAUUAGGGGUGCAUUGUGAUUUUAUUUUUCUUUCUUUGUAGCCUUUAACCAGUCAGGGGGAGAUAUUAUCGUCUUAUAGAGAAAUUUUGCCACCUCUCAAGGUGUCUUUUAUUUUUGUAAACCAAAAUGGUUUUUAUUGUUUCAUUGAAAUUUAUGUCUGUUGCACCUUUUUAGCCCAAUGUGUUACUUAAUAGUUGUUAAAUGUGCCAAAUAACUGUUGCUGAUUGAGUGGAACCAAUGGGAAGCCUCCUUUUUCUGAACUUUUUGAACCCUUCUCGCCACACACGCCGCUUCACAAACUGUGCGGUGGCGGCGUCGAGUCUUCGAAGGGUACAAAACUGUGACCAAACAUUUUUCUGGAGAAGACAGAGGUGUGUGUGUGUGUGUGUGUGUGCUCUGGCUUUCCACCACGUUGCCACAGGGACUCUCGACACACCAUCCAGCUCUCUACUCUAAAAAGUUUUCUUUCACACUGUACGUAUGUCAUGUGAGUGUGCGAGCUUCAUUAUCUCUCUGUAUGUUCAUGCAGUGGACUUUAUUAUUAUUAUUUUUUUUUUUGGUGGUCAUACACUCUGCUCAAACACACGCUCAACACACGACAAUUUAAAAAGGAUGGCAUAUAGGAAAAAAAAUUCAAAGUAUAUAUAAAUAUAUGUGUAUAUGAAAUGACAAAAAUGCUCUAGGUUUAUUUAAAAGAUUUAAUGUAGAAAACAAAAUGAAAAUGUUCGGGGAGGUCGGGGGUUUUGAUGUGAGUAUAAUUGUUUGUGGUGAAGACUUCAGCUCAAAUCUUGCACAUAAAGACUUUAGAUAUUGUACCUGCGAGUUCCAGAUGAUUAUUUUUGUUUGAAUACAGGACUCUCUUUGCUCUUUCAUAUUUAUUAUUGCGUGUGUGGGGAGCUCUCUAUCUCUCGCUCCGUCUCUCCUCCACGUUAUGAGCUCUCAGCCGAGAGCUCGCUGUAGAAAAAUCCUCCGGUUUACACCCAUCAGAAACUCUCUUGUUUUGUUUUUUUCAUAUGCCACAGACAAACACAAAUACUACUGGCUUUGGGUUUAUUAUUGCCAUUAAGGUUAUGAUAAUACUGAUAUAUAAUUGAUAAUAUUAUUCAAUGAUUAUUAUUAAAUUUAUUUUAUUUCAAUGAUUUUUAUUUUUUUGUUUUCGAGACAGGUAGGAAGUUGCGUGUUGGACUGCUUGUAAAAACAGUUCAUGAAUAAAAAUCCUUUUUCCGUGUU
Molecule: messenger RNA, 8547 nt
Organism: Epinephelus lanceolatus (giant grouper)
Lineage: Eukaryota; Metazoa; Chordata; Actinopteri; Perciformes; Serranidae
Gene: grk3
Product: G protein-coupled receptor kinase 3
Biological process (GO): regulation of signal transduction; G protein-coupled receptor signaling pathway; protein phosphorylation
Molecular function (GO): G protein-coupled receptor binding; G protein-coupled receptor kinase activity; ATP binding
Source: RefSeq, a predicted model, not a curated record